Molecule: messenger RNA, 3259 nt
Organism: Dermatophagoides farinae (American house dust mite)
Lineage: Eukaryota; Metazoa; Arthropoda; Arachnida; Sarcoptiformes; Pyroglyphidae
Product: dual specificity protein phosphatase CDC14AB
Biological process (GO): protein dephosphorylation
Source: RefSeq, a predicted model, not a curated record
CAAUUCAUAAAUCAAAAGCGAAAAAAGGACAAAUUCUGUACAGGCGUCGUCAUUGUUAUUGAUAUUCUGCUGAUUCGAUUCAUCAGUAGGAGCGUUAGUUGGUUCCAUUGUAAACAAAUUAAGGACAGUAGCUGCAAUAUGGAGUCCAUAUAUUCAUGCGAGAUAUAGCGGUUUUAAGGAGUAAAUAACAUUAUUGACAUAUUCUUAGGCGUGUCUAUGUUUUGGUUUUUUUUUUGAUUGUUUGUUGCCAAAAAUAUCAUUCCAAGAUAAUUAAUUAAUGACUAGAUAAUAAUCAUGUCCAUAUCAGCAUCAUCAUCAUCAUCAUCCGCAGCACGUCAAAUGUCUCGUCAUUCGAUGACAUUUCGAUCACCAUCGAAGAAUUUUCCAACAACCCUUUUGGAAAUGGUGAAAGAACGGUCAUUACAUUUUACCGAAUUUCUUACCAAUCGUUUAUAUUUUGCCACCGUAUCCGAAGUGAAUUUGAAUUUAUUCCUAAAAAAAUCCGAUUCGAUCGUAUGUUUUCUACAUUUUGAUAAAGAGCUUCUCUAUACACCAUUCAAUCAUGAUUUUGGUCCAUUGAAUUUGGCAAUGUUAUAUAGAUAUUGUAAAAAAAUAAACUCUCAUUUACAGCGAAACAAAACGAUCAUUCAUUUGACAACCACCAACCGAUUCAAACGAGUCAAUGCAGCUUAUUUGAUUGGAUCAUAUUGUAUCAUUUAUCAUCACCUACUACCGGAUGAUGUAAUGGCACGUCUUAAACAAUUGAGUAUCAGUUAUGUUGCAUAUAAAACAUUUGCCGCAUUUGUUGAUGCCGGUUUCGAUACUAGUGAAUAUUAUCUAUAUCUGGAAGAUUGUUUUAAUGCUAUUUAUAAGGCAGCGAUAACUGAAAUACUAAACAUGGAGAAAUUCAAUCUAAAUGAAUAUCUAUUCUAUGAAAAAGUGGAAAAUGGUGAUCUAAAUUGGAUUGUACCCGGAAAAUUUAUUGCAUUCUGUGAUCCACAAACAUAUUCUGAUCAUUCAACAAAUCAUUAUGUAAAAUUGUAUAUAAAUUUUUUUCGUAAAAAUAAUAUAACAACCAUAAUACGAUUAAAUAAAAGUCGUUAUGAUCCGAAAGUGUUCACCGAUAAAGGCUUCCAACAUUAUAAUCUUAUAUUUAUUGAUGGUGGUGUACCCGGUGAUCAUAUUGUUGAUGAAUUUCUUCACAUUGCCGAAACAAAUCCCGGCGCGAUGGCUGUACAUUGCAAAGCUGGUCUUGGCCGUACCGGAACAAUGAUCGCCUGUUAUCUGAUGAAACAUUGGCAUUUUACAGCUCUAGAAGCUAUUGCUUGGAUUCGAAUUUGUCGUCCAGGUUCAAUAGUUGGUUAUCAACAAAAAUGGCUCAAACUUAAACAGAACUUUCUAUGGAAUCAUCAUAUACAACAAACAUUAAUUCAACAUCAACAUCUGCAUUUGGAUUUGAAUAAUAUCAAACAACAGCGAACAAUACAAACAGGAAGACCGCAACGAACCGGUCAAUCAGCAAGUACAAGACAAGAAACAUUUAUUAUGAACAAUGAUGAUGAUGAUGAUGAUAUGAUGAUCAAUAGCAAUAAAAAUAAUGAUGAUUCCAACAAUAAUGAUAAUCCAACAAUCAUUACAAUAGUCAAAUGCCAUUUAUUAAAUGUUCAACCGGAUCUUAAUAAUUCAGUGACAACAUCAACGGCCAUCAAUAAUUCCAUAGAUGAAAAUAACUUUAAUCACAAUACAAAUACAAAUACAAAUAAGAUAUCUGGCCAAAAUGGUUCCUGUUUUUCUAUAUCAUCUGAAAUGGAAAACAAUAACAAUAUUAUUAUGGCGGAUAAUGAUAAUGAAAAUAGUACAACAACAUUAACACAAGGAGAUUAUUUGAAUCAAAUUAAAUUGAUGAACAAUAGAAAACGACAGCUACGUAUGAAAAUCAAUCAUUGGUUUCAUAAUAAUAAUAAUAACAAUAAUAAUAAUAGUCAUAAAUCAUCGAUACAAUCAACACAUACAUCAUGUUCAAGCCGUAACAAUAAUGGUGGUAUACGUAAAACUAAUAAUCAAACAAUGAUGAUGAUGAUGAUGACGCCAUCAUCAUCGGAUAUUCGUUCAACGAAAAAUGGAAAAAUGGCCAAUAAUCCGGAACGAAAAUCAUUACAAAUGGCCAAUGAUAUCGAUACCAAUAACAAUUACAAUAAUGGUCACAGUUGAAAAUGUUUCAACUGAUUCUGAUUCACAACACAAAACUACCUUCAUAUUCAUAAUAAUUUUCCAAAAAAAAGUAACAAUUAUUUUUGUCCACAUUUUUUUCUGUUUGUUAACCUUAAUCCAUUCUUAAAUGUUAAUCUCUCAUUGUUUUGUUUCCGUUUUUUUUUCAUCACAUUAUCUGAAAUUUUAUGUCUUCUGUGGUGAACAUAAUUGAAAGAAAUAAACUAGAUCUUAAUAAAUUUGAAACAAAACAUAAAAACCUCGCCUACGAACUUGAAAAUUCAGAUUUAAAUUGUCCAAAAUGAUCUGUUUCGUAUAUGUCAACAAACGGGUUACCAUUGAUGGUUAAAACAGGAGGAGCAGGUAAAAUAAAUUUAAUUACACAUCAUUCAUCAUUUGUUUUAUGAUGCAAAUAAAAUGUAAAAAAAAAAUUCAAAUACAAAGCAAAGUGAUAACAAUGGAGAUUACGAGAAGAAAAAAAAAUUCCAAUAAUAAAGAAAUAUUAUUAUCAAAUUAAAACAUACUUUAUGAUCCGUACAUAUAUUCAAAUAUAAUAAUCCAAAAGUGAGAGAAUAGAAAAAUUCUGAAAUCCAUUUCAAAAAAAAAAGAAUCUAUUCUUGAAACAAUGACAAUUCAAAAGUUAUUUUACAUUCGUUGAUGAUAAAUCUUUUCAUGUGGAUAUUUUGUAUUCAAAAAUUAUUGUCCUGGUUUUUCUUCACUAUAGUUAUAUGUCAUAUGAAUGUUUGCAUACAAAAAUCCUUUCAUCAACAUCAAUCUAUCCAAAAGUGUGCAUGUUUGUGUGUGUGAUGAUUAUGACAAAAACAGAGGCUGUUAUUUACAAACAAACAAACAAAAAAAAACAAAUUAGAUUCAGGUCAUGUCUAUUCAGUAAUAUAAACCAAACACCUUACAAUUAAGGCGAUGAUUGGCGAUGAAUGAUGAAAAUUAUUUUCUUCAUGCCAUAAACAACCAAAAACGAAUAAAUAAAACGGUAGAAAAGAGGCAAAAAACAAGAACAACGAAAUUAACAAGUUUCUAAAAUUUACAGCAA